Molecule: messenger RNA, 1507 nt
Organism: Phoenix dactylifera (date palm)
Lineage: Eukaryota; Viridiplantae; Streptophyta; Magnoliopsida; Arecales; Arecaceae
Product: adenylyl-sulfate kinase 3-like
Biological process (GO): sulfate assimilation
Molecular function (GO): ATP binding; adenylylsulfate kinase activity
Source: RefSeq, a predicted model, not a curated record
UUGAUGUCCUCGCCCCUCCUUGGAACCGUUAAUGAAUUAUUUUUUAAAUUUUUUUUAAAGAAAAAGAACCAAACCGAGAAAGCUUACGCAUAAAAAAAUCGGGAGGAAAUCCGCAGAAUUCGGUCGCAGAAUUCUCGAUGCUACGCCUGCGCUCCGCCUCGCUCCCAUUUAUAGCCGCCGUGGACCGCAGCGAACGCGCGCCGUUUCCCUCCCCGCGCCCGCCGGCGACCCCGUGAGGAGAUGUUCUCGCUCGCCGUUCCGACCGCCCUCCGGCCGCCGCCCAUGCUGGGGCUCUCACCCCACCUGGACCCUGCCGGCCGGUUCCGGCGGAGCAUUGGGCUGGUGGCCGCCCGGCCCUGCCUCCUCCCCCCGAUCCUCGCCGUGUCUCCGGGCAAAGAGACGACCGAGACCGUCGAUCUGCACUCCGCCGAAGCCUCCAAUGGCUCCGUUUUGGGGAAAAAGAACCUUGUGAUGUCAACUGUUGGGAAUUCGACAAACAUCUUAUGGCAUGAAUGUCCAGUUGGGAAGCUUGAAAGGCAGAAGUUGCUCAAGCAGAAGGGAUGUGUCAUAUGGAUCACAGGUCUUAGUGGUUCAGGCAAAAGCACGAUGGCAUGUGCACUGAGUCGAGAGUUGCACAGCAGAGGAUACCUGGCAUAUGUCCUUGAUGGUGACAAUCUUAGACAUGGGUUAAACCGAGAUCUUAGUUUCAAAGCAGAAGACCGUGCAGAAAAUAUACGCAGAGUUGGUGAAGUAGCAAAGCUCUUUGCAGAUGCUGGUAUUAUAUGCAUAGCUAGCUUGAUAUCUCCAUACAGAAGAGAUCGUGAUGCCUGCCGUGCUCUACUGCCAGAUUCUACAUUUAUUGAGGUAUUCAUGAAUAUUCCUCUAGAAGUUUGUGAAGCAAGGGAUCCAAAAGGCCUGUACAAACUUGCACGUGCAGGAAAGAUCAAAGGUUUUACUGGGAUAGAUGAUCCAUACGAGCCACCCUGGGAUUGUGAGAUAGUGAUAGAACCGAAAGAUGGGGAGUGUCCUCCUCCAGUAGCCAUGGCUGAGCAAGUAAUAUCAUACCUCAACAACAAUGGCUUCCUCCAGGAACAACUGUGAUUGUUUUCUGUCCACAACUCGUGGACCCAUUCAAAGCUGUUUUUGGCUGCAUAAGUGUAUUCUCUGUCAUUGGAAUUCUAGACUCCAAUAAGGCACAAGAAGCAACUACUGCCUGCCUGCAGUUGCCUUGUAGCAAUAUGCAUUUGUUCAGAUGUAAUUGCAUUCGCCAUUAGCUCGCCAGAUCAGUUUGCAGCUCGCAGACUUCAGCAUGGUAUUUGUGUUUGUAGGCUCUGCCCUGUGUCUUAGUGUAUAAGAGUUUCCCCAGUUCAAUUUCUUCAGGGUAUGCUGUAUCAGAAUUGGUAUGUAUUAUCAUGUGUACCAGUAUGCAAGGGUAUGUAAGCAUUGGAUGUUUGUGUUGGAAUGAAGAGGCAAUAAUUGUUGCUUCUUGUCCCCACGAUCGUUACAA